Spodoptera littoralis (African cotton leafworm) is the source of this 3360-nucleotide messenger RNA. The record is from the annotation of a GenBank genome assembly. NCBI's taxonomy places the organism in Eukaryota, Metazoa, Arthropoda, Insecta, Lepidoptera, Noctuidae.
AUGCAAGCCUCAGCUAAAAAAACAAGUGACACACCCAAAAAAGAAAGCAGAAAAGCAAAGGACGAAUCCCCAAAAACGUCACAAGAUGACAAAACUAAAUAUGCAACAGCAACACCAAGGAAUUUCGUACAAAAAUCUUCAACAGCCGAUAUAUACGGACAUAGGAAGAGAAUCACCUCCUCAACAACAAAAGCACCGAAAAAAUCCCUCACAACUUCAUACACAACAAACAACGCUUCACCAAUGGCUAAUCUAUUAAAAUCAACAUCGUCAACCAAUCAGUUUAACUCAGAAAAAGCUAAAAAACCAAUCAAAUCCGUUGAAAAACCUUCAAGAUUAUCUUCAACACCACGAAUAAGAGAUUUUACAGCCAACUCUCCGAUUGUAAAACGUAAAUUGAAUAUGGAUAUGAAAAAAGAACAGAGUUUUAUAAAAGACAAUAAAGAUAAAGGCGUAGCUAAAGAAAAGAUUAAGGUUGAGAAGGAAAAGAUAGCUAAAGAUGGGCAGGAAAGACAAAGAACUAAGACUAGAACUUUGGAUGAGAGUGAAGUGAAGAUUUUGACUGGAGUAGACAAUAACGUAGAAAUGAAGAACCUGUCUAAACGGCUCAGUGCUAAGCCGAAAGCUUUUUAUAUCGAUUUGGAGGAUGAGAAGCCUGCUACAAGCAAAAAGGCCCCACCACCACCACCAAAAGCUCCAAGCGAUGAAGACAUAAGUUAUGAAGAUGACUUCGAGAGCUACGAAUCAGACUUCGAUUCCUAUCACAGUUCAUCAGGAGAACAGCAUGAGAGUGGAACUGAUGACAAGGAACAGGAACAAGGCAAUGAAGAUGAUGCUAGUGAUGGUGAAGAGGAACCAGUGGGAACUAAGGAGGUUAAGGAUGAAGAGAGUAUGUUGGAUUCUGGUAACUUCGAUCUUCGUGAUCGUUCAGCUAACAAACUAAAGCCUGUGGCAUUAGAUUUCAUCCUGGAGACAGCAGAAGGUGGUGAGAAACCCAGUUCCUUGACAGACGAGGGGUUCCAAGAGAUGAGCAGCUCCAGUGCCGUCUCCAGCAUCAGAACUGUACAUACUGAAGUUAUUGAGAGGCCACUCUUCAUUGAUUUUACAAAAUCCAAAGAAAAUCGACGAAAGAAACGUAUUGGAGACUUGUUAAGACAACGCGCUAGAGAUCUUUUAAGCAUAAUUACACUGCAUGAAAUGUCUUACAGUCUCUUUGAAAUGAAACCAAUAUCUUAUGAUCUAUAUAUGGCAACAUUUGGUAGAACAAAUUACACCCAAAUAGCGGUACAGACUUUCGAAGAUGGAAUCUCAGAAGAAAUACAAACGGAUGAAAUAGAGACAGUUCAUAAAUGGACGCAGCAUCCGGUUGAAUUCACCAAAAAUGAUAUUUGUAUAAAACAAAAAGUUGUAAAUCGAAAAUAUAGCAAGAAUACCGAAGAUUAUCUAACGAAAUUUACGUUUUUGACAGCUAGUAAUGUAAAUAUUGAAAGGAAUAAUGAGAUUAACUUGGAUGAAAAUUAUAAAAUGGAUCCGUUACGUAUUUAUUUCGAACAAAAAGAUGGCGUCGGUCCCAGCGAAAUGUUGCCGUACGAGACUUAUAAAUCAAAAUUAAAAGACAACGAUUAUAACUCACACAGAUUAGCAAAGUUUUUAAAAAGACACGAGAGUAAGAUUAGUAGUAUUUUGAACGCGAAUAACGGCAACACUGAACUGUCAGAUUUGAAUAUUUCAAACUUGCCUUUCAGUAGAGGUUAUGUGUCUGUUUCUACGAAGAAUAUAACAUCAGAAUCAAUGACGUUUUUAUCAAAAACGAAAAUAUCGAAAAUGUGUUUUUCUGACACGAAUUCGAAUUUGUUAAUGACAGUGCAUAGAACGGAUGAGAAUGCCGCGUUAAAGAAGUGUACGAUUUGUCUAUGGAACAUCAUUGUUGCCACUCAAGAACCUUUAAAACUACUGACAGCUGUAGAUGACGUGUGUAAAGGACGGUUAAGAGGAAGCUCUGACGGUUACUUUGUAGGUGCUUUGGAAGAUGGUUCAGUUCAUCUAUGGGAUCUGUCAGAAGAACCAACGUGGCGGGAUGAUGUUACCAGUGAAGCAGAACCUACCAAAUUGGUAGAAAUUAAUGAGAAAGGUCUAACUGAGGUAGAAAAGGAUCGCGAGUGGAAUAACAAGAACAGCAAUAUUGGUUUGGAUAAACCCUGCAUACAUUGCGCAUUACAAUCGUGUGCUUACACGAACAGUGCCUUCAACAUGAGCAAUGGAGAUGUAACAGAUCAUAUCGUCGGGUUGGAAGUGACGGGCGACGCGCAUUGUAUAGUCAGCCAGGAAGGAGGUCGCAGGAUAAUGGGUCAGGUGGUCACCCUCCAAACCAUAGGCAUACUAUCAAUAUGGUGUAUAGUACAACAAAAGUCAAAAAUCGUACCCCCAGAUAUUGGCAAAGCGUUUUGGUCAAAAAUGAAACUCGAAAAACUACAAACUAUAACGCUAACAGAUCACAUAGACAUGCCAAUAAAAUGCCAAAAUGGCGAAUUGAAACUAGACUUCAACUUACAUGCCGCAAAACGAAGGAUGUUAAACAGAAAACAAGAAAAAUCUAUAAUUAAAAAUGUAGUUUCCCGCCCAAAGUCCGCCAUGUCUAUGGAUUUUGACAUUGACAGGCCGGCCAGUGCUGCCAGUGGUAAAAUAAAAAGAGUGUUGUCAGUUGAAAAAAAUGUGUCGAAAAAUUGGGAGAAUGGUGUUGUUUGUCGUGAUUUGAAAGUUAUGACAUGGAAGGAUAGGGAUUAUUAUUUGAUAGCAAAGAAUUGCGGUGAAGUUUUGUGCUGUAGAAGAAUCCUAGGGACUGUUAAAGUUAAUACUUUUUGUAUUGCAACAGACGCAUCAUCAGUGAACUGUAUAGAGGUCUCAUUCCAUCAGUUACCAUACUUCUUGGCGGCGACCGAUACUGGAACUAUCAGUGUUUGUUCUUUAUUAGACAACAGGGUUCUACUUACACUGGACUGCAGGAACAUCCAACCAAAGGACAUAGAGAAGCACCAUUCGGACCAUAAAGGUCGGUACAUCAGCAGUAGCAGCGUGACUAGGAGCUCGCGGAUAUCAGUAAUAUCACUAUCCUGGUCCCAUAUAAACCCUUGCUGUAUAUUCGCCUGUCUACAAGAUGAGAGCAUGGUACAAUGGGAGCUAUCAUACAGUGACAUACACGCUAAGUGGACGGGUGAUGCCGUGGCCAGAGGUUGUAUGACUGCUGAUAGUUCGCUUGCUCUCCUAACGCCGGCAGGAGAGGUCAACGUCCACAGGUUGUCAAACGAACAAAGGACUAAAGAGUUUUUGAUACUUUUCGAAAAAUACCUCGCACUGUUGUAA